Messenger RNA from Nerophis lumbriciformis (worm pipefish), 1362 nucleotides. Lineage: Eukaryota; Metazoa; Chordata; Actinopteri; Syngnathiformes; Syngnathidae. The record is from RefSeq and is a predicted model, not a curated record.
AUGGCAACUUCACUUCUAGGGGAGGAGCCGAGAUUGGGAUCGACUCCUUUAGCCAUGUUAGCUGCAACAUGUAACAAAAUCGGGAGUCCGAGCCCUUCCCCUUCCACCAUUUCGGAUAAUUCCUCAUCAUUCGGGAAAGGCUUCCACCCGUGGAAGAGAGCCGCCGCCAGCAGCUGUAGCCUGGGCUCCGGCUUGUCGGGCUUCGGGGUUUCCCGCAACGGCUCGGCCAUCUCGGACUCGUUCGGCUCCAACAGCUCAACGGGAUCCAGCGCCUUCUCCCUCACGUCCGGCGCCUCGUCCGGGUCACACUUCGGAAACGACUACUCGGUGUUCCAAGCCUCCGUGUCGAACGGCUCCCAAGAGUCGGGCCACCAGCCGGUGUUCAUCUCCAAGGUGCACACGUCCGUGGACAGCCUUCAGGGCAUCUACCCGAGGAUGAGCGUAGCGCAUCCGUACGAGUCCUGGUUCAAGUCGUCUCAUCCCGGCAUCCCCGCGGGAGAGGUUGGAAGCACGGGGGCGUCCGCGUGGUGGGACGUGGGAGCCGGCUGGAUUGACGUCCAGAACCCCAACGGAGCAGCGCUCCAGACGUCGUUACAUUCCGGCGGACUCCAGACGUCCUUACACUCUCCCCUGGGCGGAUAUAAUUCUGAAUAUUCCACUUUAAGUCACUCUGCCUUCAGUACAAAUCCCUCUCCGCACCUGUUGACCACUGGCCAGCACCUGAUGGACGGCUUCAAACCGGUUCUCUCCUCAUAUCCGGACACGACCCCGUCUCCGUUAACCGGUGCGGGCGGUACCAUGCUCUCCGGGGGUCCACCCGCCUCCUUAGCGGGGUCCCCGAGGUCCUCCGCGCGGCGCUACUCGGGCAGAGCCACCUGUGACUGUCCGAAUUGCCAGGAGGCCGAAAGACUGGGACCGGCUGGCGCCAGCCUGCGGAGGAAAGGCCUCCACAGUUGUCACAUCCCAGGCUGCGGAAAGGUUUACGGCAAAACGUCCCACCUCAAGGCGCACUUGCGGUGGCACACCGGUGAGCGGCCGUUCGUGUGCAACUGGCUCUUUUGCGGCAAGAGGUUCACGCGCUCCGACGAACUCCAGCGACACUUACGCACUCACACCGGGGAGAAAAGGUUCGCUUGCCCGGUGUGUAACAAAAGGUUUAUGCGCAGCGAUCACCUUAGUAAGCACGUAAAGACUCACAGCGCAGGGGGUUCGGCCGGUUCAGGCUCAGGCGGUAGCGGGGGUAAGAGGGGGAGCGAUACCGACAGUGAGCACAGCGCACCGGGGAGCCCCCCGUGCCACUCCCCGGACCUGUUGCACCCGGCCGAGUCGAGGCAGGGCGUGGUGGGCUUGAACGGCCUCUAA